GAGGCCCAGGUGUUACUUGCCAGGUACAGGGGUGUGAUGUGUACCGUCCUGGAGGACAGCCGAUUGGCUAGAUUACAGCUGGAGGGCGGAGCCAUCCUGUCCCGCCUCCGUAAAGAGGAAACCAGUGUCAGCCUCAGCAUCGACUACAGAGAUGCCGUAGAGGUUGUGGCUGGUCUGUAUGAUCAGGUGGAUGAGCUGGUUCACAAGCUGGUGAUGCUGUCCAACCAACGCACUCAGGAACUGGACUUUAUCAUGGAGUUCAAGAGUCUGGAGCAGGGAUUCAAGGAG
This is a messenger RNA of Oncorhynchus masou masou (cherry salmon), 288 nucleotides long. RefSeq names its product pleckstrin homology domain-containing family G member 4B-like. The transcript is spliced from 2 exons. NCBI's taxonomy places the organism in Eukaryota, Metazoa, Chordata, Actinopteri, Salmoniformes, Salmonidae. The record is from RefSeq and is a predicted model, not a curated record. The annotation marks the transcript as partial.